Molecule: messenger RNA, 2624 nt
Organism: Sodiomyces alkalinus F11
Lineage: Eukaryota; Fungi; Ascomycota; Sordariomycetes; Glomerellales; Plectosphaerellaceae
Product: NADH-quinone oxidoreductase
Exons: 6
Coding region: 49-2277 (742 amino acids)
Biological process (GO): ATP synthesis coupled electron transport
Cellular component (GO): membrane
Molecular function (GO): NADH dehydrogenase (ubiquinone) activity; iron-sulfur cluster binding
Source: RefSeq, a predicted model, not a curated record
CCGCCUUUCCUCCCUCUCCUCUCAACCGCAAUCCGUCAAGGCGAUACGAUGCUCCGGCAGACUCUGGCUCGUUCGGCUUGGCGGACUGGCCGGCAGGCCGCCAAUGCCUCGCGGACGUUUGCCACGACACCCCGGCGGAAUGCCGAAGUCGAGCUCACAAUUGAUGGCACGAAGGUUUCAAUUGAAGCUGGUUCUGCGCUCAUCCAAGCCUGCGAGAAGGCAGGCGUCACAGUUCCCAGAUACUGCUAUCAUGAGAAGCUCAUGAUUGCUGGCAACUGCCGAAUGUGUUUGGUCGAAGUCGAGAAGGCACCGAAGCCCGUGGCAUCAUGUGCCUGGCCCGUCCAGCCCGGCAUGGUCGUCAAGACCAAUUCACCACUCACACACAAAGCCCGCGAGGGCGUCAUGGAGUUCCUUUUGGCGAACCAUCCCCUUGACUGCCCCAUUUGCGAUCAGGGUGGCGAGUGUGAUCUCCAGGACCAGUCUAUGCGGUACGGCGCCGACAGGGGACGCUUCCACGAAAUUGGCGGCAAGCGUGCAGUGGAGGACAAGAACAUCGGCCCUCUGAUCAAGACGUCCAUGAACCGGUGUAUUCACUGCACCAGAUGUGUCCGUUUCGCCAACGACAUUGCCGGUGCUCCCGAACUAGGCUCGACCGGCCGAGGCAACGAUCUGCAGAUCGGUACUUACCUCGAGCAGAACCUCGAUUCCGAACUGUCCGGUAACGUCAUCGACCUGUGCCCCGUCGGUGCCCUGACCUCGAAGCCCUACGCCUUCCGCGCACGCCCCUGGGAACUGAAGCACUCCGAAUCGAUUGACGUUCUCGAUGCCCUGGGUUCCAACAUCCGCGUCGACUCCAGGGGCUUGGAGGUUAUGCGAAUCCUGCCGCGGCUCAACGACGAUGUGAACGAAGAGUGGAUCAACGACAAGACUAGGUUUGCUUGUGACGGCCUCAAGACCCAGAGACUCACCAUGCCUCUUGUCCGCCGCGAGGGCAAGUUCGAGCCGGCCGACUGGGAACAAGCCCUGACUGAGAUCUCCCACGCUUACGCCGCCAUUCAGCCCAAGGGCAACGAGUUCAAGGCCAUCGCCGGCCAGUUGACCGAGGUCGAGUCGCUGGUUGUCAUGAAGGACCUGGCCAACAAGCUCGGCUCCGACAAUCUGGCCCUCGAUAUGCCCUCGGGCAACGGCCCCCUCGCUCACGGCAUUGACGUCCGAUCGAACUAUCUCUUCAACUCGCAAAUUGCCGGCGUUGAGGAGGCUGACGCCAUCCUCAUCGUGGGAAGCAACCCCAGGCACGAGGCUGCGGUUCUGAACGCCCGUAUCAGGAAACAAUGGCUGCGGUCGGAUCUCGAGAUCGGUGUUGUUGGCGAGACUUGGAACUCGACCUUCGACUUCGAGCACCUCGGAACCGAUCACGCUGCCCUGAAGAAGGCUCUCGCUGGUCCCUUCGGCAAGAAGCUCCAGGCUGCCAAGCGGCCGAUGAUCAUCGUCGGCUCGGGUGUUACUGACCACGCCGAUGCCAAGGCCUUUUACGAGACCAUCGGUGCUUUCGUCGACAAGAAUGCCGCCAACUUUGUAACGGAGGAAUGGAACGGCUACAACGUUCUGCAGCGGGAUGCCUCGAGGGUCGGCGCCUUCGAGGUCGGGUUCGUCCCUCCUUCCACGGCCGUUGCCGAGACCAAGCCCAAGUUUGUCUGGCUCCUCGGCGCCGACGAGUUCAACGAGGCCGACAUUCCCAAGGACGCCUUCGUCGUGUAUCAGGGCCACCACGGCGACCGCGGCGCUCAGAUCGCCGAUGUCGUCCUCCCCGGCGCCGCCUAUACCGAGAAGGCGGGCACCUACAUCAAUACUGAGGGUCGCGUUCAGAUGACUCGUGCCGCCGUCUCGCUGCCUGGUGCCGCCCGGACGGACUGGAAGAUCAUCCGCGCCGCUAGCGAGUUCCUCGGCGCUCCCCUACCUUACGACGACGUUGCCCAGGUCCGGGACCGCAUGGUGGAGAUCAGCCCGGCUCUUGCCGCCUACGACGUGGUUGAGCCUGUCGCUUUGCAACAGCUCAGCAAGGUGCAGCUUGUAGACCAGAACAAGGGCGGUAAGCCCAGCGGCGCCCCGCUGAAGAAGGUCAUCGACAACUUCUACUUCACAGACGUCAUCUCCAGGAGCUCGCCAACAAUGGCCCGGUGCUCUGCGGCGAAGGCCACUGGCGACCCCAGGACGAACUUGAUGGCACCCGGAAUGGAGGAGGACAAGCCUAUGGGCCAGGUCGCGUACGGGGUGUAAGUGGAGACGAAAUCUUAAGCAUCUGUACCGAGUAAAGACCUAGAGCUGGAACGGAAAGAGAAAGAAAGAACCACAUGCUUCCUUUUAUUUGGGUUGUUGGUCGCAUUGUUUGUACAUAUAAUCAAGAGAAUGAUGCGAUCAGGAGUUGUUUUAGGGUAGGAGAAUAAGAGAACAAGAAGCGUGAAGGCAGAUAAUCACGUCGUUUAUUUCUUAUCCACGUCCAGUCGGCAAAUGGGUGCCGGUGUUGAAGAACAACAUAGAUAGCUUUCUCAAUGGUAAGGCGACUCGUACAUAACGACCACCUUUGUUGAACGGACGGUUGGGUGACUGGGUGAUAUUAUACUAUG